ACACACAGUGGAGCUCAAACCUAGGACGGCUCCAACUCCUCUGAGACUUUCGAUCAAGCGCUAGGGUUUGAAGUUCUAGCACAUUGACCUGAUUUUCCCGAGGAACAAACAGGAAACCAGAGAACACAAAACCAAACCCUAAGGACCAAAUAACAUCUGGACCUAGAAUUUUUGCCAAAAGGGUGUUGGGAAAAACCCUAGAUAUGGACAGAUCUCGAUCGAAAAGGGGCUAUUUCUAUGAGCAGGACUAUGAUUCAGAAACUCUAGGAAGGACCAAACCCAGGUACAACAACAACAACAACCACGGCGGCCACCACUACAACACCAACAGCCACCACCGGCGUGGAGGCGCCGGCGCCGGACGGGCGUCGAAGCUGCAGGACUCGUCCGUAAUGGUGACGACGAGCUACCGGAUUUUGUGCCAUGACGUCAAGGCCGGCGGCGUAAUUGGAAAGUCCGGCAGCAUUAUCAAAUCGAUUAGGCAGCAUACCGGAGCUUGGAUCAACGUCCAUGAAUUGAUUCCCGGCGACGAGGAGAGAAUUAUUGAGAUUUCUGAUACUCGCCGGCGAGACCCGGAGGGGCGAAUGCCCCAAUUCUCGCCGGCGCAGGAGGCGUUGUUCAUGAUUCAUGAUAGGAUUUUGGAGAGUGAUGCUGGGUUUGGAAAUGGGUUUGGUGGGAAUGGUGACGAUGAUGAUGAUUUCGGGCCGCGCGGCGGCGGAAACCGGGUGGCGACGAGGAUGGUGGUCUCUAGGAUGCAUGUGGGGUGUUUGUUGGGAAAGGGAGGGAAGAUAAUUGAACAAAUGAGGAUUGAGACCAAGACCCAGAUUAGGAUUCUGCCUAGAGAUCACAAUCUUCCCCGUUGUGUUUCCAUGUCCGAAGAAAUCGUGCAGGUGGUGGGUGAUGUGAAUGCUGUGAAGAAUGCAAUUGCAAAUAUUUCUUCACGCCUGAGGGAGAGCCAGCAUCGGGACCGCAGUCAUUUCCAUGGACGAAUACAGUCAUCUCCAGAGCGGUUCUUCCCCCCUGAUGACGAUUAUAGUCACAUGAAUAAUGCACCUCGCCGUAUGCCCAUUGAUGGGAACUCUUUUGGUUCACGUGUAUCUACUGGUUUGGCGGGCACCAGAAGCAAUAGCUUUGCCUCCCGCACAUCUGGUUACACACUUGAAUCUGGAGCUGCUCCUAUUGCUGAUAAUGCACAGCAAUUUUUAGGUGAGGACAUUGUGUUUCGAAUACUUUGCCCAGUUGACAAGGUUGAAUGUGUUGUUGGGGAGUCAGAUGGGAUUAUAGAAUUGCUUCAGAAUGAAAUCGGUGUAGAUGUUAAGGUUGCUGACCAUGUAGCUGGAUCAAAUGAACAGAUAAUUGUCAUUACUUCCGAGGAGGGCCCUGAUGAUGAGUUAUUUCCUGCUCAAGAAGCUUUAUUGCAUAUCCAAACUCGUAUUGUUAAUCUUCUCCCCGAUAAGGAGAAUGUUAUUACUACUAGGUUACUUGUUCCAUCUAGUGAAAUUGGAUGCUUCGAGGGACGAGAUUGCUCAUUAUCUGAAAUGAGGAGAUUAACCGGUGCCAACAUACAGAUCGUGCCAAGGGAACAGCUUCCUGCAUUUAUAUCAGGGACCGAUGAGCUUUUAGAGAUUGUAGGGGAGAUAAAAGCAGCUCGAGAUGCUCUUGUUGAGGUGACAUCAAGACUGCGAAGUUACUUAUACCGGGAGUUCUCUCCAAAGGAUAUGCCACCACCUUCUAUCUCUGCACCUGGCUCUCUUGAGGCAUCUUCUCCCAAUAACAUAACCCCAGCUCGUGAAGGUCACACUGCAAGUGAUCCUCCUACCACAAACUAUCAGAAUGUUCAAGCCAUAGCAUCAGUGCAGCCAUCAAAGGACUCUGGAGGGACUGGUGGUGAAACAGUGAAGCAGAAUGAAACUGUGCCAAGCGUUUUGAACAGAAUCCCUGUAACGCUUGUCACCAGGAGUACACUUGAAGUUGUCAUACCAGAACACGCAGUUCCCAAGCUCAUAACCAGAUCGAAAAACAAGCUUGCCCAGAUCAGUGAGUGGUCUGGGGCCAAUGUUACCCUGUUGGAAGAUAGACUGGAGGCGACAGGAAAGAUCAUUCAAAUAUCAGGCACCCCUGAGCAGACUGAGAAGGCCCAGAGCUUGCUUCAAGGCUUUAUUUUGAGCAUUUCAGAAGACAUGCCAUAAGGUUGUGGGAGAAGGAUGCAUGUUAGGACAAAGCUGGCUGGCUGACCAGGGACGGUUCCUUCGCAGUCGUCUGUCAUCUGAUUCCCAGAUGAAGCUCAGAAGAGCACAGGGCAUUUUGCUUGGUAAUCCAGGAAUAUGUAGUUAAUGGUGUAGUCUAUGUAUUUAGAUCUUUUGUAUGACCUGCCUGCAGGUGUAGGAGUGAACAUCUUGAAAGAGAAAAAGCUGGUUCUUCUGUAAAUUGAUGACUCUGAAAGCUUUCUCCCUGAAAAAAUUCUCAUCUUCAUGUCUUCUGCAAAUGUGUUAAUGGGAAAGCUGCUGCUGUUGAGGAUGUUCUUGUUUUCUUUUCCCCAUCCUAUGCCAAUGACUUUGUUUUGAUC
Messenger RNA from Vitis riparia (riverbank grape), 2566 nucleotides. Its product is annotated as RNA-binding KH domain-containing protein RCF3. The transcript has 8 exons. NCBI's taxonomy places the organism in Eukaryota, Viridiplantae, Streptophyta, Magnoliopsida, Vitales, Vitaceae. Gene Ontology annotation, biological process: regulation of gene expression. Gene Ontology annotation, molecular function: mRNA binding. Gene Ontology annotation, cellular component: nucleus; cytoplasm. The coding region runs from base 204 to 2189 and encodes 661 amino acids. The record is from RefSeq and is a predicted model, not a curated record.